Messenger RNA from Telopea speciosissima, 1801 nucleotides. RefSeq names its product protein AUXIN RESPONSE 4-like. The coding region runs from base 81 to 1529 and encodes 482 amino acids. The transcript is spliced from 2 exons. NCBI's taxonomy places the organism in Eukaryota, Viridiplantae, Streptophyta, Magnoliopsida, Proteales, Proteaceae. The record is from RefSeq and is a predicted model, not a curated record.
AUCUCGUUCUACUGAGGAGAAAGACAGAGCUGCUUCGAAGCUCCCGAGCAAGCAAGGAGGUAAAUCUCGGGAUUCCAUUAAUGGCGGUUAUAACAGAGGAACCAGAAGAGAAAGAAGAACGAAAGCCGUUGUUGAAGAACCGGGAAACAGAAACUCCAUUUUUGAAACCGGGUAAGGUUACAGACUCCCCUGCGGUCACAGCACACGGGUUUGCCUUCUGGGCUUAUUUCACUCUUGCGGUUUCCGUUGUUACGCUUGUCUUUAUUUUUCUCUCUUCACUAAUCCCACAAGACGAUAAAGCUUGGUUUUUAAGCUUACCCAAAGAUGUUCGUCUCCAUUACUCCAAGGGUAGAACAAUUAAGGUCCAGAUAACCCCAAAUCGGCCUCCCAUCAAGGUUUUCGCGAUAGAAGAAGGUCCCAGAGAUGCGGAGACUGUGGUUCUUGUCCAUGGCAUCGGUUGUAGCUCUUAUUCUUUCCGUCAAGUGAUCCACUCGCUAGGUUCCAGUGGAAUUCAUGCUGUUUCAUUUGAUCUUCCCGGUUCUGGUUUCUCAGAUAAGUCCACAUUGGAGGAGAAUGAGAGAUGGGGUGGUGUUCUGGGCAGUCUCUAUGAUGUUUACAGUGAUAUUAAGGAGAAGGGCUUGUUUUGGGGAUUCGAUCAGCUCGUCGAAACGGGACAGAUCCCUUACCAAGAAAAUAAAAUCAGGGUUUCUACGACUAGGAGUACUAGACCCUUGAGUUUGAAAUCAGAGGAGAUGGGUCGAGUUAUUGGGCAAGUGAUCGAUUCGAUGGGUCUCGCACCUGUGCAUCUAGUCUUGCACGAUUCAGCUGUGGGAAUGGGUGCUAGUUGGGCGUCGGAGAAUCCGGGGUCCUUGAGUAGCUUAACUCUGCUUGAUUCUGACUCGAAAUCCAUGGCUUUGCCGUUGUGGGUACUGGAAAUUCCGGUUCUUAGGGAGUUUGUGUUGGGUUUUUCCUUUGCUUAUGCUGGGUUUCUUCGAUUAUGUUGUUCUAGAUCGAUUGAGAUGUCAGCUGCAGAGGCUCAUAGGGUUCUUUUAAAGGGUAGGGAUGGUAGGAGAGCAAUUGUUGGACAUGGGAAAGGUUUGAAUUAUAGCUUCAGUUUGGAAGAAUGGGGUGGUUCAGAGGCAGUGAAGGGCAUGCCGCUUCAAGUGCUUUGGUCUAAUAGCUGGUCUGAAACGUGGAGCAAAGAGGGACGCCAGGUUGCAAAAGCUGUUCCAGGGGCAAUCUUCGUCACCCAUUCUGGUGGGCGCUGGCCUCAGGAAGAUGCAGCAGAUGAGAUAGCUCAAAGCAUUCUUCGGUUUGUAUUGUCAUUGCCGAAAUCCAUUAGACAAGUAAAGGAUGAGCCUCUACCCGAUCAUAUUCAGAAGAUGUUUGAUGAAGCAAAAGAUGGUGCCCAUGAAAGCCAUCAUCAUCACCAGAGUCAUGGUGGCCAUGGCCAUCACCAUGGGGGUCAUGAUCACGUACAUGCUGGCUACAUGGAUGCAUACGGCCUUGGUCAUGGUUGGGGGAGUUGAUCCAUUUGUCUUUGUUUUGCAACUGGAGGUUAGACCAAAGCUUGAGAGUUUUAGGCCUUGUUUUCUGGUGGCUAAGCUGAAUGGUGAGGUUUUCUCUUGUAUCACUGUGUUAGAAGGCUUGUAUUUGUAACUGAGCCAGGCGGUGUUCUCAUGAAAGCGUCAAGUUCUAUUAGUGUGAAUUCAUCCUUAUGUACCUCAGCUAUCCAUCAUAUGCAGUUUGUAUGCCAUUGUGCAGCGAUGACCGAUUUGGAGCAUUAAAUAUUUUUCUGAUG